AUGGGUCAGACACCAUCCAAGAAGAUGGGCCGCACCCGGUCCAAGGAACUCUCGGCCAACGACCUUGCCGACUCUCUCGCAGCUACAAAGCUGUCCUCUGGGCCUAACCGCUUCGACGCUGCCAGUGGAGCCGGCGGCGCCGAUGCUGCCCGUAAUGGCAAAAACCCCCCCGCAGCCAACGGCCCCAGCAUCCGCACACCAGUGCAGCAGGGCUCGUACGACUCGGCGUCUGGUCGCUCAGCUGCGUCAGACACACCCACGUCCCCCGCAACCCCCACCAUCCUCACUCCUCGCGGACCCGGCCUGGGAUCCUCGCCUCCCCCUCCCCUCGCGUCGCCGGCUUCGCCAGGCGUACGCCCAGGAUCCCCCUCGGGCCAUGCUCACACCAACUCGGGGUCGUCGCUUUCACCUGGUGACGCGUUGACCCAGACAGUCAGCCGCUCGAGCAUCACCGCUCUUCCCGCAUCAGGUCUCGAUGUCGACAGCAUGAUUUCAAGGUUGCUGGAGGCUGGUUACAGCGGAAAGGUGACCAAGUCGCCUCCCCUCAAGAACGCCGAGAUUGCGGCCGUGUGCGCUGCCGCGCGCGAGAUCUUCCUUGCCCAGCCCACCCUCAUCGAGCUCAGCCCGCCCGUCAAGAUUGUCGGCGACGUCCACGGCCAGUACGCCGACCUCAUCCGCAUGUUUGAAAUGUGCGGCUUCCCUCCCCAGGCAAACUACCUCUUCCUUGGCGACUAUGUAGACCGCGGCAAGCAGUCGCUCGAGACGAUCCUGCUGCUACUCUGCUACAAGAUCAAGUUCCCCGAGAACUUCUUCCUCCUCCGUGGCAACCACGAGUGCGCCAACGUGACCCGCGUGUACGGCUUUUACGACGAGUGCAAGCGCAGGACAAACAUCAAGACCUGGAAGACAUUUAUCGACGUGUUCAACGCGCUCCCGAUUGCCUCGAUUGUUGCCAGCAAGAUCUUCUGUGUCCACGGCGGUCUUUCCCCGAGCUUGCAGUCGAUGGACGACAUUCGCCGCAUCCAGCGGCCCACGGACGUUCCCGACUAUGGUCUCUUGAACGACCUGGUCUGGUCAGACCCCUCGGACACGGCCCUCGACUGGGAGGACAAUGAGCGCGGUGUGUCGUUCUGCUACGGCAAGAGCGUCAUCAACGCCUUCUUGGCCACCCACGACAUGGACCUCAUCUGCCGAGCACACAUGGUGGUCGAGGACGGCUACGAGUUUUACAACGACAGGACGCUGGUGACGGUCUUCUCGGCGCCAAACUACUGUGGCGAGUUUGACAACUUUGGUGCGGUCAUGUCGGUUUCAGAGGACCUGUUGUGUUCGUUUGAGCUGCUCAAGCCCCUCGAUGGCGCGGCGCUCAAGAAGGAGAUGACAAAGUCGAAGCGGAAGAGCUUGCAAAACCACCAGUCGCCUCCCAACAACCCGACGGCCCAGAGCUACUAA
Apiotrichum porosum is the source of this 1452-nucleotide messenger RNA. RefSeq names its product serine/threonine protein phosphatase Pzh1 (gene PZH1). The transcript has 3 exons. Lineage: Eukaryota; Fungi; Basidiomycota; Tremellomycetes; Trichosporonales; Trichosporonaceae. Gene Ontology annotation, cellular component: nucleus; cytoplasm. Gene Ontology annotation, molecular function: protein serine/threonine phosphatase activity. The coding region runs from base 1 to 1452 and encodes 483 amino acids. The record is from RefSeq and is a predicted model, not a curated record.